Messenger RNA from Scleropages formosus (Asian bonytongue), 7742 nucleotides. RefSeq names its product marker of proliferation Ki-67 (gene mki67). Gene Ontology annotation, biological process: regulation of chromosome segregation; regulation of mitotic nuclear division. The transcript has 16 exons. The record is from RefSeq and is a predicted model, not a curated record. Gene Ontology annotation, molecular function: protein binding. Bases 212 to 6844 code for a protein of 2210 amino acids. NCBI's taxonomy places the organism in Eukaryota, Metazoa, Chordata, Actinopteri, Osteoglossiformes, Osteoglossidae. Gene Ontology annotation, cellular component: nucleus; chromosome.
GAUAGUGAGACGGGCACGUGGCUGCGUUUCAACUCAGACUUAGGAAAUGUUCGAUGUGAGGUGUUGUAGUUACAGAGGAAUCCCGUGUUUUUUAAACGUUUUUCUUAUUUUUUUUUUUUAAAUAUUAUUUUGUUUAAAGUUCUUUGUUUCGAUGGAACACACGUUACCGUAAAGGAUUCAUUUGGUCUCAGAAUCAGGUAAGGAGCUCACCAUGCCUCUCCAUGGAAAAUUAGUUGUUCUUAAAAGGAGUGGACGAGAUGGUACUGAAUUACCCCUCACAGCAACAUGUGUGUUUGGGAGGGCACCCGAAUGUGAUAUUCGAAUCCAGGUACCAGAAGUGUCAAAAGAACAUUGCAGGAUUGAAUUGAAUGAAAAUAAAGAAGUUAUUUUAACAAAUCUGAGUUUGGUUAAUCCUACUCGUAUCAAUGGAAAGGUUAUUCAGCAGUCAAAACGUUUGAAUCAUGGAGAUGUUAUAACAGUUAUUGGACGUUCUUUUAGGUUUGAAUAUGCUCCAGAACCAACCCCAAAGAAAAAGAGAGAGUUUACAACUGUGUGUGAAACUCUUCAGGAUCAACAGUUGAAAGAUCCACCUGGCCCUCAAGAGUCUGAACAAAAAGAGCAGUCUUGUUUGAAAGAUGGGACAAAUACUGCAAAUUUACAAUCUUCAAAGGACCAGUGCAUUGGUGAUGCAGAAAAUGAGACUUUUAGCCCUGGACUGGAACAGGAAAAUCCCAGUGAAAAAGAGUGUGUUUCUCCUUUCUGUGAACUUUAUCAAAUGAUUAAACAGAAUUUCAGUACAAAGUCACCAUGGAAACCAGCAAGAGGAGUACAACUGAAGACUCUGACAUCAAGACGCGAGUGUCAGAAAUCUGUUCAAGGAGAGGUGGAUGCAGAUGAAUGUACUCCAGCACCAAAUGAAUAUUUGCCAAAAUCUGCAACCCCAAAAUCCAUCCGACAAUGCGGCAAGCUGAACACAAUUUUAACGUCUGAGAACACUGGGUUGUCCCUCUCCGUGGACAACAUGUCAGCAAGCCCAGCCAGGAAGAAAGUAGAAGAUGCCUCACAACAAGCGGUUACUCCAGCUCAGCAGACUGUUAAGAAAGGCAGGCACUCAUGUCAGUCACCUGCACAGCAACCAAAAACUCCUGUUAUUUUGGAAGAUCAGCCAAUGACAGCCUCUCAGAUGAAAACUCCUAAGAGGUUCAGUACUGAAGAGGUGGUGCAGCAGAUCUUGUCUCAGGAUACAUCUGCUGAGGUGCAUAAUGUUAGUAUUGAGAAGUCCUUGGAUGGGACUAAAACAAGGAGAAGCAAGGGAGCUAAUUCUGAAUCGACUCCAAGCCAGUGUGCUGCCUUGACCCCAGUUACACAAAGUGGGUCUCCCUCUCCAGCACACCGUUUCAGCUCUGGCUCAGCUCAAGCCCGUGGACAGAAUGCAGAAUCAUCAUCUGAAGUUAUCUCAGGGUUCUCUCCAAAGCCUAAGGUGACAGACAGUUCUCUAAGGACCUCACCCAGAACUGCAGGGAAAAAACUAAGCGUUUCAGAUGUACUAUGUGAACUUGAGUCGGCAGCGCCAUCUAGUGGGGGAAAAAAAGGUGACAAGUCAUCCUCCGGUAAGAAACGUAAAAGUGGGGACCUCAUAAGCGAACUGCCUCAGCCGAAGAGGAAAAGGGUUUCAUUUGGUGGUCAGUUGAGUCCCGAGUUGUUUGAUAAGCGUCUUCCACCAAACUCUCCUUUGCGCAAAGGGGCCACACCAGGCAGGCGGAGCCUGUCUAUGCUGAAGAAGCAACAGUCCCUCUUAAGAAGAGCAUCCGCUAUUGGUCUGAUCCAGGAGGUGCAUGCUGACCGCUCAGGUUCAAAAAGUCCUGUGUGUCCAGAGAAGAAAACCUUCAUCAAAGGUGUUUCUUCUAGAAGCAGGACUCCUUCACCUGUUAAGAAGUCUUCUAGCUCAAAAGCUAAAACUCCAUCUCCAAGUAGCCAGAGGUCCUCAAAGAUGAAACCUGAAGCUCUGCCCAAAAACUGUGAAGCUGAGCGAUCUCCAAAUCAUAAGUCCUCAUCUACCACUGUUAAGAGUUCAUUGCAGAAUAGAUGUCUGUCCUCUUCUGAAGCAGACUUUUUGUCAUUGGAGAAAAAGAAAUCCUCUCUGCCUGUGUCUCAGACUUCCAUAUCGGUCUCAUCUGAAAAUGUAGCUACCCAGCUCCAGUCUAGAGGAACACCAUGUAGUAGGAAGUCCCUAGGCACUGAACAAAAGCCUUCAUCCAAAACCACAUCUCCUGACAGAAAAUCUCUGUCCAUAAAUGAUUUCCUGUCUGGUCAAACCUCAACCGUACGAGGCCGGUUUUCUGUGUCACGAAUAGAAACUCCAUCACCUGUGGCUGAUAAGAGUGUUGCUGCUUCAGAAAGCAUUGCAUCUGAAGUUUCUGGUUUUGUAACUCCAAAAGUUCCACUGCGGAGAAAAAGCCUUAAGUCUUCAAAGAAAACGCCGAAAAGUUUACAGAAGAGUGCUCUUGAAAUUUUUCGUCGCAGGAAAAGUGGAGCUUCGCGUGCAAAUCUGAACGUUUUGAGUUCCUGGGCUGAUAUUGUUAAAUUUGGUGCCAGCAAACCUCAGGCUGGUGUUGUAGCCAAAAAGCAGAAGACAAGAGGAAAAGCUGUCAAGAAAGCUGUAAUCCUAAAACCAAAGACACCUGCUCAGAAAAUCAAGGACCAUUUUAGUACUGGACAUGCGGCAUCUCCAGCUACAAUUGUUGUUGGGAAGGCCCAUUUGAGGACUGUGAUGCCAGCAGGGUGCGCUCCAAAACUUGUGCCCAAUGUUGUCUUACUCAAGAACAUGAAAGUGAAUGAAGAUUUAACAGGAGUUGCAGAAAUGUUCAGUACUCCUGUGAAUUUAAGGCAGAAGACAAUUGAAGCUAGGGUCCACCAUUUCCCGAAAACCCCACAGGAUGUUCCUGGUUUAACUUCAGCUGAAGUUUCUGUAAUGAAAACCCCUGAAGAAACAGGAGAAAUGCUUGUGUCUCCCUUAAGUGUUGUUAAUAUGGCAAAGCAAGGAAGUUACAACGAUGAAGCAGUUCUUCGACUCUUCUCUGAUGAUCAAGAGUUUAAUUUUACGUGUGAUGAUUCUGUCAGAAGAAAAAGUGAAAGACUGGCAAAUGCAAACGUUCAUGAUUCUGAAACAAAUCCUGUCCGAUAUACGAAGCAGGUUGCUGUCAUAGGGAGAAAAAUAAAAACACCAAAACUAAAGCAUGAAGCAGUCAUGCCUCUGACAGGAGUCAAGAGACUUAAAACUCCAAAACAGAAGAUGCAACAAGUGGAAGAUCUAAGGGGCAUUAAAAUGCUUUUGAAAACACCUAAAGAUCCAAAGAUGAAUGAAGAACUAAGCCUAAUAGCGGUGAAGAAACUGUUAAAGACCCCUAAGGUCAAGGGUCAACCAGUAGAAGACAUGAUUGGAAUUCAGAGAUUGAUGAAAACACCUAAGACAAAGACUCCUCCACUAAUUUGUACAACCGGUAUGAAAAGACUGAUGUGUACACCAAAACCAAAAAGCAAACCUGUUGAAGACCUGGUUGGAGUGAAGAGAUUGAUGAGGACUCCAAAGCAGAAGAAUGAACCUGUAGAAGAUAUGGUUGGAGUGAAGAGACUGAUGCAAACUCCCAGGCAGAAGAAUGAACCUGUUGAAGACAUGGUUGGAGUAAAGAGACUGAUGCAAACUCCCAGGCAGAAGAAUAAACCUGUCGAAGAUAUGGUUGGAGUGAAGAGACUGAUGAGGACUCCAAAGCAGAAGGGGAAGCCUGUUGAAAGUAAAUUUGGAAUUGCUAAAUUAAUGAAAUCACCGAGGCAGAAGGCAGCUGCUACAGUUGAAGAUUAUACAGGAUUGCAAGAGCUAAUGCAGGAUCCAGUGGAAUAUUAUGUUAAAGCAGACAUGGUUUCUGAAAAUCCAUCUUUAUCUGACCAUGGAAAGGUUUUGACAUGUGCUGAUACAGCGAUAAUCUCUGAGCAACCAGUGAAAUUGUUUAAGGAUGUUCAAAGUGAUGAUCCUAAGAAAAUUGCAAGGAGACGACCUACUGAAACUGUUGAUGACAUUGAAGGCUGUAGUACAGCAAUGAGCAGUGAUUCAGUUUUGCCUAAUGUCAGACCGAAGAGAGGGACCAAAGUCUCUCAUGGUCAUUCCUCUACUCUGAAGGUAGAGGUCAACAAAGAUAGAGUUGCAUCUCCAGCUAAACCUACAAGAGGACGAAAGGCAAAGCCUGUUGAGGAAUUCAUAAAGGACGAGGCAGCCAGAAAUCUUAGUCAAAAUAUGACCAAUCAUUUGUCAAAACAGUGUGAUGAAGGAGACACGAGCACACAGGUGUUAAGCCCAAAAUCCAUUGCUCCAGUUCAGGCCUUUGUGAAAGGGAGGUGCACUAGAAAGGCUGCUGUCAUUCUUGAAAAUCUUUCUUGCUCAGGUCCUGUCAGAAAAAUUGGUUCUACCCUGAAGGUAGAGGUCAACCAGGACAGAGCUGCAUCUCCAGCUAAACUUACAAGAGGACGAAAGGCAAAGCCUGUUGAGGAAUUCAUAAAGGACGAGGCAGCCAGAAAUCUUGGUCAAAAUAUGACCAAUCAUUUGUCAAAACAGUGUGAUGAAGGAGACACGAGCACACAGGUGUUAAGCCCAAAAUCCAUUGCUCCAGUUCAGGCCUUUGUGAAAGGGAGGUGCACUAGAAAGGCUGCUGUCAUUCUUGAAAAUCUUUCUUGCUCAGGUCCUGUCAGAAAAAUUGGUUCUACCCUGAAGGUAGAGGUCAACCAGGACAGAGUUGCAUCUCCAGCUAAACUUACAAGAGGACGAAAGGCAAAGCCUGUUGAGGAAUUCAUAAAGGACGAGGCAGCCAGAAAUCUUGGUCAAAAUAUGACCAAUCAUUUGUCAAAACAGUGUGAUGAAGGAGACACAAGCACACAGGUGUUAAGCCCAAAAUCCAUUGCUCCAGUUCAGGCCUUUGUGAAAGGGAGGUGCACUAGAAAGGCUGCUGUCAUUCUUGAAAAUCUUUCUUGCUCAGGUCCUGUCAGAAAAAUUGGUUCUACCCUGAAGGUAGAGGUCAACCAGGACAGAGUUGCAUCUCCAGCUAAACUUACAAGAGGACGAAAGGCAAAGCCUGUUGAGGAAUUCAUGAAGGACCAGGCAGCCAGAAAUCUUCCUUCCUCAGGUCCUGUCAGAAAAAUUGGUUCUACCCUGAAGGUAGAGGUCAACCAGGACAGAGUUGCAUCUCCAGCUAAACUUACAAGAGGACGAAAGGCAAAGCCUGUUGAGGAAUUCAUGAAGGACCAGGCAGCCAGAAAUCUUCCUUCCUCAGGUCCUGUCAGAAAAAUUGGCAGAGGAAAAAUGGCAAAGCAAUCUGGUGAACAGAAAGUAAUUUUGGAGACCAUUAUUAAGGCAGAAUGUGUGGAAGCACUUCCUCCAAGUCUUCCAGAAGUAACUGAAGAUCAAAAGCAUGUUAAUCUGUCUCUUGGGACAAAGUCAAAUCGGGGAAGGAAGGUUAAACUUGACACGAAAGAUGGUAGCUCUUCAGAGCACAGUUUGGAAAUCAGUAUUGGACAACAGAAAGAUGCAAAUUCUGACAAUGUGGCCACUGAACUCCAACUUCCCACUUCUGUUGUGAAAUGUAGACGUGGGAGGCUGGCAAGCACUGUUGUGAAGAAUACAGAGCAGCCAUCACUUGUGGAACCCCCUUCAAAAAGAACACGCCAUGGUGCCAUUGAUUUUACCUCACAGGCUGCCAUUCCUUCUGUGCCUUCUUCAAGGCCUGAGCAAGCGAGUAAGGUAGCAAAAAGUCUGGAUGUUGUUGAAGGAACAACUUGUGUUCAGCCUGAAACCUUUGUAGAAUGUGAAACAAAGUCUGUCAAGAAGACCAGGGGAUCUCGGAAAACUGGCAAGAUUUUGGACUCUCGUAUUGUCAACAUUGCUGUCGGCACACCUUCUAAAGGGCACGAAACUCCACUCCCAUUAGUUGAUCCCUCAGUGUCAGAUGACAUUGCCAUAGAAAUUCCAAAGAAAGUGAAUAAGAAAGGAAAGGCUACUUCACAAAGUAAAUCUAACAAAGCUAAUCGGACUUCUGUUGAAGAAGCCAUUGACAUGAACGCUGAAGGGGGACAAGACAUUUCAAAGAAAGCAGUGACUUGGUCCAAAGAAGUACAUGGAGAAACUGCAGAGCCUCUGGAUGUGGAAAGGCAAGAAGCUGCCAAUCAUCUACUGAAGACCCGCAGAGGAAGGGUGGUCAAAAAAGGUAACUCCCAGGUGAGGGAGCCUCCUGAACCUGUGUCAGAGGAUGCUGCAAGGUUUGAGAAGGCAGCUAGGCCUUUGAGGAAAUCGCGAGUUAGCAACUUAAAACCUAGCCAGCCUGGAACUGAUAUAGAUGUUCCUGCUGCAAAACAAGGCACAAGGCGAAAACUGGCAUCUGAAGAGAUGAGUAAAGAGCUGCCAUUAGAUGCAGAAUCAUUUGCAGAAUCCUCAAAGACUUCCUUAACCUCAAAAUGGACAAGAAGGAAGGCUCCUAAUGUUGAAGUUAAAACUGAGGCCAAUACUGAUAAGAGAAGUAGAGCCUCUGCAAAGAAGGCAGAGAAAGCACUUGAAGAUGUGCCAACAGCAGAUGUCCCGCAGCCUGUCACUAGGGGUCGAAAAAGAGUAGGCCAGCACAUCAUUCCGUUACCAGAACCUGAAAGUAGCGAAAGGAAAUCUUUGGACAAAGAAGAUUCAGGGAUUACAGAAUCUACAGCAAAAGCAAGCAACCCAGAAACUCGCAGAAGAGGAAAAUCACAAACAAAACCUGAUGCUCCAAGUGCCACAGAAGCGAGGCCAGUUAGAUGCAGAAAGCGUAAAUAGGCAUUGUUUGUAGUUUUAGUUUUUUAUGCAUUGUUUGUCCUUGUUUUUUACGUAUGGUCUCUCUUUGAUAUCAGCCGUUGCGUUGUUGUUCUGCUUUUACAACUUUGAUUUUUGAAACAUCUUCUGACAGGUUUAUUAGCUGGACAUUGAGUAUGUGUUAAAAAAGCAUAAUUGAUAAAUGGAAAAGAAAAUGAAGGGACUCGAAACUUAAAUCUGUUACCCAUUAACAGUUUUAACCCUGAGUCUUUUUCAGUAGUUUGUUUAAAACAGCUGGAGGUGUAGUAUCAGUUUGUAUAUCACAGAUCAUUUGUAUAAGGGUAUGUAAGCAUUUUUUUUUUUUCUAAUUUCAGGUUUUCAGCAUAGCAGGUGUUUUUCAAGUUACUGCAUUAUUAACACAGUUAACUUUGCUUUGACAUUGAUAAGAGAUUUGCAAAUUUCUAAUUAGACAAUGUUUAAGCUUUGGUAUUCAUUUUCUCCUAGUAGCCUCUGCAAUGAUUUUUUUAAUUGUAAUUUCAUAGUAGAUAUUAAAAAUUAAAAACUGCAGGAGGCUAACAUAAAAAUGAGAAUCCAUUUCAAGCAAAGCCCCACAGACAAAAUUUGCCCUAAUAGAAUUGUGCAUUGGGGCUGUGGAUCAUGAUAUGUGUUCACACCGGGGGAGACUUGUCAAAACCAGUAUUGUUAAUCUGUAGUUGCAUACACACUACUAAACUAAUCACUGAAGUCACAUUGGGGGAAUGUGAACAUUAUCAAAGAAUGGUAAAUUGGCAAGUAAUUAAAGCUUAGACUUUGGCAUUUUAAAAACAAGAAUCUUUCAUCGGAACCUUUUCUCUCUCGUUUAAUAUUCAUAGCUGUGAUUUACGUUGUGAAAUCAGUUUUCAUGAGUUAUGCCCCCCAUGUC